AACUUCUCAGAGCCCGAGACUGAGAGGCUCCUCCCCUGCCACACCAAUCAAGAUAACGUUUAAGAAAAGGACACCGAGAGGCUUGAAAACAGAUUUAAACGGAGGAGCUCACAUGAUCAAAGACAUGAACCUGGAUGAGGACAGUGGCCUGUCAGUCAGCUGCGGCAACGGCAAACUGAGACAGUGGCUAAUCGAUCAGAUUGAUAGCAGGAGAUAUCCCGGCUUGAUUUGGGAAAAUGAUCAAAAGUCCAUCUUUAGGAUUCCGUGGAAGCACGCAGGAAAACAAGACUAUAACAGAGAGGAGGAUGCUGCACUCUUUAAGGCAUGGGCAUUGUUUAAGGGAAAAUAUAAGGAAGGAGUUGACAAGCCAGAUCCCCCCACAUGGAAGACCAGACUACGCUGCGCUCUUAAUAAAAGCAAUGACUUCGAUGAGUUAGUGGACAGAAGCCAACUGGACAUCUCAGAGCCCUAUAAAGUCUACAGAAUCAUUCCUGAGGAAGCCAAAAAAGGAAUGAAGAUGAGCAGUGUGGAGGAGACAACAUCACAUGGAAAUGCCCAUGGCUAUGUUCCUUCAUAUACGUCCCUGCACAAUCAGGUACCUGGCUAUAUGGUUUCUCAGGAGAGAAGGGACUGGAGAGAUUACUCACCACCAGAACAACAACCACUUCCUCCUCCACAUCACCAUGGGCCACAUGCAGAGAUGCAGUAUGGUCAGUGCCACUACCCAUCACCGUUCAGCCGGGCUUGGCCUGGUUCACAUGCAGAAAAUGGUUUUCAGCUCUCCUUCCACACCUACUUUUCAGAGUCCCAACCGCCCGUCUACACAGUUGACCACAACAAUGCCAUAACAGAUUUCAGCUUGCAUGUGUCCCUAUACUACAGAGAGUCUCUGGUAAAGGAGAUUACCACCACCAGCCCAGAAGGUUGUCGGAUCACCUCUUCUCCCUCCUCCUCUCCAUCCUCUUCCUCUUCUUCUUCCCCAUGCCCAGAGGACAAGUUUCACAGCGGGGCAGAAGUCAUCCUUUUUCCAUUCCCGUACCCUGAGUCUCACAGGCAGGGUGCUGAGAUGCUUCCUAAUGUACUGGAGAGGGGGGUGCUCCUGUGGAUGAUGUCUGAUGGCUUAUACGCUAAGCGCCUCUGCCAGGGACGAGUGUACUGGGAGGGACCUCUGGCUCCGUAUACGGAUAAGCCAAACAAGCUGGAGAAGGAGCAGCCAUGCAAACUGUUUGACACCCAGCAAUUCCUUAUUGAGCUUCAAGAUUUUGCCCAUACUGGCCGUCAUUUACCGAGACACCAGGUGGUGCUAUGUUUUGGAGAUGAGUACCCUGACCCACAACGGCAGAGGAAAAUGAUCACAGCACAGGUGGAGCCAGUGUUUGCCAGAAAACUGGUGUACUAUUACCAGCACAACAAUGGCCACUACCUGCGGGCUUAUGAUCACAUCCAGGAACAGAACACAUCUCCAUCAAUCGACUACCCUUCCCAGAGACCUCUACAGCAUAUUCAAGAGUGACAAGCAUGCACACACACACACACACACACACACACACACACACACACACACACACACACACACACGCACACACGUACAUUGUACAGGAGGGCAUGAAUGUAAAUGUGAAUGUAAAGCACUGCCCAUUUAUCACGUCUUGUGACUGCAGUGCUGUGUACUGUAAAUGGUAGGAGAUGUCAUGGUACUGAGGGGUAGAUUUGGGGAAGACCCUGUUGUUUUCACUUGCACACCUUUGCAUCGUAGUCUUUGUGUGACUGUGGAGUAAUGUUUUUUUUUUCUCUACAAGUAUUAUUGUGACAGUGUGAAGGAUGCGGUUUGAGGGUGGGGGUAUGAGGGGAGCGGAGGGCGACUGAGACAGGAAGUACUAGCACAGGUGCACAGGAAGAAUGGCCCCUAAGACAAACACUGCUAUGUCAAAGGGACAAAACAGUAUGAAUGAAUACUUCUUGUAUUAUUAUUUAUUGUAUUGUAUAUAAGCCUUAACAUUUGCUUAGAUGAGCAAGUGAACAGUCAAGUAUCAUUGCUUUGUCCAUUGCAGACCUCAACUCUGGGUUUCAUUGCAAAAAAAAAAAAAAGAACUGAUGUUAUCACUGGUCUGGUGGUGUAGUAGAGGAAGCUGUUAUCACAAAUUGUUUACCUCUGGGCUGCUACAUGUAUUGCACUUCCAAAAAUCUCUUUCUACUGAAUCUGGUCAGCUUUUUAAAAAAACAUCUGAUUCCUUUUAAUUAUGUCAAACUGAUCAAACAAAAAUCACAAAGCCGUUUUUUGAGAUGGUAAUCAAGAUUCAACUACUUUCCCUGCAGUAGAUGGAGACCAAAGCCCGUACGUCCACCUUAUAUACAUGCCAGUAAUAUCAAGCCAUUCAGUGUUUGUUUACAUAUAUAUCUAAUGUUGGUUAGCAUUAGAUUGUUACAAGUGCAGAAGCUUUUCAAACAUUUAUUAGUUUGAAACAAAAGAAAAAGGCAAAGCAGAGAACUGCCUCAUGCUGAAUUGAAAGGUGCUGGUUAAAUAAAGCUGGUUCCCAACCUGAUGCUCGGGACCCCCACAAGGGUUCAUAAGGUAGUCUAAGAAUUCACCAGAUAAUUACAGAGACAGCUAAUUAUUAUUAUUUUAUUUUAUGUAUAAAAUCAUAAUUGAGUGCUUUUCAGCUUUUUGUCUUUGUCUAGUAUAUGUAUAGUUUUCUUCUUGAGGUCUCUAAAAAUUAUUCAAAUGAAAUAAUCUGAUUUGAAAACCCAUUUUCGGUUGAACUGCUCACAAGGUCCACUGGCCUACAACACAUGAUCAGAGAGCAGCUCACUAGAAAAGAGUGGGCUUGGUGGGCGGUCUUAACCUCACUGGACUGAAGGAAGUUAACUGGAAAAAUCACACUCAUCCCGUAACUUGCAAGGAAACCAUACCUGUUCCUCUUGACCUGAAACUAGCGGCCUCACAAAUGAGAAGAAAAACUACCUUUUGUGGUCUGAAUGUACGUUGAGCCAGGGAGGAGCUCUCUGGUUCCCAUGCCUGAGAUUCUGUAGAGGUAGGGAUGUAACAUCCACACAAAAGCUAUCUAAAGAUUCUAACAACCUACUUAGGAAUGUGUAUACAUCAUAAGAAUCCAGCAGUGACAAUAAUUUAAUUCCUCAUGUUAUUGGGGUCCUGAUGCUGCAGUUGAAUGGAUAAAAGUUUUGUUAUGUUUUUCUUCUGUGGUCCAGAGUUUCGAUCUCUGCGUUUACUUCCUUCACACUUAAACCACAUCACUUUCACAAUGGCUUCAAAUGUCUGACCAAAAUCACAGGCAGGAAUGUUUUUCUUUUUUUAGUGUGUGUGUGUGUGUGUGUGUGUGUGUGUGUGUAAACCAUAAAUCCUUUUUCCCCUCAAAGUCAGUCAGUUCCCCUGAUUCUGUGCUGGGUUCACAUAAUGAUUCACAUUACUUCACAGUCAGACACUUGACUCAUUCAAAGUAAUAUUCUAUAGUGAAAAUGUUACCAACUCCAUGUACAGUUCACUGUUGUGGUAAAUUUUGUGUGCGUGUGUGUGUGUAGUAAAGGGCCACAUGUGUGCGUGUGUGGGUGAGUACAUGAGUGUCACACAGUUGCACUAUUACUGUUAUCAGGAAUUGACAUUUAUGGACUCAGGAUAAAACAUGUGACUCCCCCACCUACAACAUCAGUGACUCAAACAUAGACACACACCCUAUUCACAUCACACUUUACAGUUACAGUAAAACAUGCAGAACAAACUACAGAGGAAAUCAGAGUGUGCAUAUUUAAAAAAAACUGUCCUAACAUUUUGUACAAUAUAUUUUUGGAGAAUGACAAAGACUUGGAGUAAUAAGGAGAUUGAUUAAUAUAAACUGUAAAACUGCCAUAUUGAUAAAUGAUGUAUUGUGAAAUAAAGUCAUCAAUCUUCUACUA
This is a messenger RNA of Dicentrarchus labrax (European seabass), 3909 nucleotides long. It is a transcript of the gene irf4a, whose product is annotated as interferon regulatory factor 4a. Gene Ontology annotation, molecular function: DNA-binding transcription factor activity, RNA polymerase II-specific; protein binding; RNA polymerase II cis-regulatory region sequence-specific DNA binding. The transcript is spliced from 9 exons. The record is from RefSeq and is a predicted model, not a curated record. NCBI's taxonomy places the organism in Eukaryota, Metazoa, Chordata, Actinopteri, Moronidae. Gene Ontology annotation, biological process: regulation of transcription by RNA polymerase II; immune system process. The coding region runs from base 113 to 1513 and encodes 466 amino acids. Gene Ontology annotation, cellular component: nucleus.